GGUCACACUUGUCAUUGUUUUGGUUCUGGCUUUGUUUUUUUAACUGGUGAUUUGUUCUUCGUCGUGAAUUUAAAACCUCGCCCAUGGAGCAGCAACUAGAGAAGGUCUUGUCGGAAAUCGCCGCGCGACAGGAAACGGUGGGAGCUCUGCUGGCGAAUCGUCAGGGAUUGUGUCUGGGCACCAAGGGCGACAUCGAUCCGAACGUGUCCGGCAUCGGAAUGGCCAUUUCGGAGCAGGUGGCCAAACUCGAGCCCAAUAACACGGUUCCGGCCACAAUUUGCCUGUACAGCGGCAACAAACGCUGUGUGAUCCAGAAGGACGGCGAGAUAACUGGUGUGAUCUUCAAGCAGCAGGCCGCUGCAUCGGUGACCGCCGCCAGCAACUAACAGGAGCUGGGGCCUCAAGCGCAACAGUCAUGCCAAAUACGCAGGUCAGGAUCUGGAUUCAGAAACACAGUCAGAUACAGACACAAAUAUCUUCCACGACGCGCCAGCUUCGCUUGAUUCAUUUCGGAUGCCAAUUCAAGGACCAGCCCCUGUUACAUUUGCCCCUCGUUCUAACCGAUAGCCAUUAACCAUAAACAUUGUUUUGUACGACUCGCAUAGCAUUAAGCAUUACGGAUUAAGCAUUAAGCACUGCUGUUAAUGGCCACGUCUAAUCCAGCCCAGCGCUCUCACCAUGUACAUAUAGACUUUGUACUAUUAAGUCCCAGAAAGUGAUCAAAGCAUGUACACCAAUUACAAUUAUAGCGUUGCAAGCUUUUGAACUUGGCAA
This is a messenger RNA of Drosophila rhopaloa, 774 nucleotides long. RefSeq lists its product as uncharacterized. Gene Ontology annotation, molecular function: guanyl-nucleotide exchange factor activity. Gene Ontology annotation, biological process: positive regulation of TORC1 signaling; cellular response to amino acid stimulus. NCBI's taxonomy places the organism in Eukaryota, Metazoa, Arthropoda, Insecta, Diptera, Drosophilidae. The record is from RefSeq and is a predicted model, not a curated record. The transcript is spliced from 4 exons. Gene Ontology annotation, cellular component: lysosome; cytoplasm; Ragulator complex. The coding region runs from base 84 to 386 and encodes 100 amino acids.